This is a messenger RNA of Antechinus flavipes (yellow-footed antechinus), 2141 nucleotides long. It is a transcript of the gene CORO1A, whose product is annotated as coronin 1A. Gene Ontology annotation, biological process: actin filament organization; cell migration. The record is from RefSeq and is a predicted model, not a curated record. Lineage: Eukaryota; Metazoa; Chordata; Mammalia; Dasyuromorphia; Dasyuridae. The transcript is spliced from 10 exons. Gene Ontology annotation, molecular function: actin filament binding. Bases 572 to 1972 code for a protein of 466 amino acids.
GAUGCAGGAAUCUGAAACUAUCUUUGCUCUCAUGCAUGAUAGUCGUUAGGAAGAUGAGACACGAAAAGAUAACAAAUGCCAGAUGAUACAUAAAUGCCAGUUGAGUAGCACAGACAGCAACAUGUCGUAGGAGUUGAGGAAGGAGAAAUCACUGUGUCCAUGUGUGCAGAUGGAGCAGGGAAAUCUCAGGCAGAGGGAUGGCACUGGUAUGCAUGGGCAUAACAUAGCCCAGGGUUUCUGCAGUGUGGAAUGUAUAUACGGAAGUCAUGGGAAAUAAAAGCUGCAAAGGUAAGCUCAUGGAAGGCUUUAAAUAUCAGGACAAUGAAUUUGGACUUGGUUCAGUACUCGAGGGAAUGUUGGUUUCUGAAUAAAGGUAGUAAUAAAGGAGAAAAUAAAGGAGAGGUAACAGAAUCAAUGCUAUGGCUAUAGGGAAUUCAGAACUGAAGUGCGAGCAUGGUUUGGAAGAAGAUUGGAACCAGAAAUCAGGAGGUUGCUUUUUAAUUCAUUUUCUGUGACUGGAGCUGGGAAAAGGUGGGAAGCUGACAGGACUUCUUUUUGAGUUUCUUUCCUUAUGUCCACCCCCAGGAUGAGCCGACAAGUGGUCCGAAGCAGCAAGUUCCGACAUGUGUUUGGGCAACCAGCCAAAGCUGACCAGUGUUAUGAGGAUGUUAGAGUCUCCCAGACCACUUGGGACAGUGGAUUCUGUGCUGUCAACCCCAAAUUUAUGGCCUUGAUCUGUGAAGCCAGCGGAGGGGGAGCCUUUCUGGUGCUGCCCCUGACCAAGACUGGCCGGGUAGACAAGAAUGUGCCCACUGUCUGUGGUCACACAGCUCCUGUCCUAGACAUUGCCUGGUGUCCCCACAAUGACAACGUCAUUGCCAGCGGUUCUGAGGACUGCAUGGUCAUGGUGUGGGAAAUCCCUGAUGGAGGCCUGACUCUGCCUCUCCGGGAGCCAGUGGUCACACUAGAGGGGCACACCAAGAGAGUGGGCAUCGUGGCUUGGCACCCAACUGCCCAAAAUGUGCUGCUCAGUGCAGGUUGUGACAAUGUGAUCCUAGUGUGGGAUGUGGGAACUGGAUCUGCUGUGCUGACCCUGGGCCCAGAUGUACACCCAGACACCAUCUACAGCGUGGACUGGAACCAAGAUGGGUCACUGCUCUGCACCUCCUGCCGGGACAAGCGGGUUCGGGUCAUUGACCCCCGAAAGGGCACAGUUAUAGCUGAGAAAGAGCGUCCUCACGAAGGGACUCGGCCAGUUCGGGCUGUGUUUGUAUCUGAUGGGAAGAUCCUUACUACAGGCUUUAGCCGAAUGAGUGAAAGACAGGUGGCUUUGUGGGACAUGAAGAAGCUUGAGGAACCCCUGUCCCUGCAAGAACUGGACACAAGCAGUGGGGUCCUACUUCCCUUCUUUGACCCUGACACCAAUAUCGUCUACCUUUGUGGCAAGGGGGACAGCUCCAUACGUUAUUUUGAGAUUACAGCAGAGGCUCCUUUCCUGCACUACUUGUCCAUGUUCAGUUCUAAAGAAUCCCAGCGAGGGAUGGGUUACAUGCCCAAGCGAGGUCUGGAGGUCAACAAAUGUGAGAUUGCCAGAUUCUACAAGCUACAUGAACGGAAGUGUGAGCCCAUUGCUAUGACUGUGCCUAGGAAGUCAGACCUUUUCCAAGAGGACCUGUACCCACCCACGGCUGGACCAGAUGCUGCGCUCACAGCAGAGGAGUGGCUGGGGGGCAAAGAUGCAGGGCCCCUACUUGUGUCCCUUAAGGAUGGCUACGUGCCCCCCAAGAGUCGGGAGCUGAGAGUCAACAGGGGGCUGGACAGUGGCCGCAAGCGUGGCACCACGGAGUCCAGUGCAGCCCCUAGCACGGAGGCUAUGUCUCGACUAGAGGAGGAGCUGCGACAAUUACGGGCUACAGUGCAGGAGCAGCAGAAGCGUCUGGAUGAGCUGGAGGAGAAAAUCACAGGGAAGUAGCUUGGCCCCAGUACCUGAGAUAUGACUGGGCCUUGCCCCAUGGGCAGAAGUCACUGGUUGAAUUAAACCCAUGAGGACGCCCUUCCUCCCCCUUCCCAUUUCCCCACAUCUUAUAGGAAGGAGUGGGUCUUACAAGCAAAGAAAAAUAAAAUGGUUUUAUUUUCUGAUA